AUGACGGAAGAAAUAGACGUGCAACGUCUUCGAGAUGAUUUCCUCGAGUUUCUUGCGGAACUAAUGGAGCAACUUGAGGAGCUGCAAUCGCUGCUGUUAACCGACAAUCUGGAAAUUGCCGAUCGCUUGUUGAACACUGCACAAAGAUGCUCUUCGGGGAUUUUGUUAUUUAUCAGCGUUUUUGAAUCCCGUAAUUGGGAUGUAUGUGUCGAUAUUCUUGCUUUGCUUCACAGAUUGCUGGAAAUUUAUGACAAUUUAGUUAUAAGGUACAGCAAGCGUUUGAGGUGGAUAGAGGAACGUGAACAAGAUAACAGCUUCCACUGCAGACAGGAGCGAACGGGUACGCCAGGUAGACCUCGUUUUGUUGUGUCAAAACCACAGAUUGAAGGUUUACAAGAGCUCGGCUUUUCAUGGUCUAAAAUAGCAGGAAUGAUUGGAAUAUCUAGAAUCACAUUAUACAGACGCCGAUUAGCAUUGGGGAUUGGAAAUGAAGUAGA
This is a messenger RNA of Paramuricea clavata, 497 nucleotides long. NCBI's taxonomy places the organism in Eukaryota, Metazoa, Cnidaria, Anthozoa, Malacalcyonacea, Plexauridae. The record is from the annotation of a GenBank genome assembly.